Molecule: messenger RNA, 4437 nt
Organism: Penicilliopsis zonata CBS 506.65
Lineage: Eukaryota; Fungi; Ascomycota; Eurotiomycetes; Eurotiales; Aspergillaceae
Exons: 2
Coding region: 1-4437 (1478 amino acids)
Biological process (GO): nucleosome organization; regulation of transcription by RNA polymerase II
Cellular component (GO): chromatin; nucleus
Molecular function (GO): ATP binding; histone binding; ATP-dependent chromatin remodeler activity
Source: RefSeq, a predicted model, not a curated record
AUGAGCGAUGCCGACCGUGACUCGUCACAGCCGGCCGAAUAUCGCAUUCCUUCCGAAUCACCGGAGCCGGAUGCUGCUGACGACUCUUAUAAUACGGAGUCACCCAGUGUCGCGGAUGAUGACGACGAUAAAGACCAUGACUCCCAGAUGGAAAAUACGGAUGACAGAACCAGCCCCUCGAGCGAUGAAAACUCUUCAUCACCCGAACCAUCUCGUGGGAUGAAACGUAAAUCACCGUCGGUCGAUGAGUCCGAGUAUAUCAGACAGAAUCCCGACCUUUACGGACUCCGUCGAAGUGGGCGUGCGCGUAUAGUUCGCCAAAUUGCCGCUUCUCCCUCGGACUCGGAAUCCGAUGCCGUCGCUCCACGCGUCAAACGAAAACGUGUCGUCGCUUCCCAACAGUCGUCUAAACGCCCCUCACGCUCCGCAACUCGCUCCUCUUACUCAGAAUCGGACAGUGAUGAGUAUGGUGGCAGCCGUAACAAAGCCAGGCGUCGUCGUAUCCUCCAGGCGGUGAAAAACAACGAACCUGUUCAUGCCGAAGUCCGUUUCUCAACACGUAACGCCUCGAAGGUGUCCAACUAUAAUGAAGAUGAUGAAGACUCUAUGUUUGAAGAUGAACCGGAGUAUUCGGCUCAGAACUAUUGGGUCAACGAGGUGGAAGAUAACCGCCCUGCUGUCGACGUUGUUCUCAAUCAUCGCUUGAAAGCUGAUGUCGAGUCUGAAGGUCCCAAUGUUGAUCGUCACGAUUUCGAAUAUUACAUUAAAUGGCAGGGCAAGUCGCACUAUCAUGCAACAUGGGAGACCACAGAAACUCUUGGCAACUGUCGCAGCACCCGGCGCCUGGAUAAUUAUGUGCGAAAAGUUCUUUCUCAAGAGAUCCGUCUCAACCUCGACGGCGAUGCCGCUCCAGAGGACCGCGAGAAGUGGAAUCUUGACCGAGAGCGCGAUGUUGAAGCAAUAGAAGAUUACAAGAAAGUAGAGAGGGUAAUCAGUUCGCACGAGACAGAAGAGGGCACCACUGAAUACCUUGUCAAAUGGAAGCGCCUCUUCUAUGACUCUUGCACGUGGGAGAGCGAGGGACUUGUCAGUACCGUCGCCCAAACCGAAAUCGACCGAUAUUUGGACCGCUCUUCUCGCCCUCCCGUCUCCGAUAGGACCGAAUCAAACCCGGCGACUCGAGCCAACUUCGAGCCCAUCAAAGGCACCCCGAGUUUUCUACAGAAUGGAGAGCUCAAGGAUUUCCAAGUGAAAGGCCUGAAUUUUAUGGCUUUCAACUGGGUCCGGAAUCGCAACGUCGUCCUCGCAGAUGAGAUGGGUCUCGGUAAAACUGUUCAAACUGUUUCCUUCAUCAACUGGCUACGCCAUGUUCGGAACCAACAGGGUCCAUUUGUCGUCGUCGUACCUCUUUCCACUAUGCCAGCUUGGGCAGAAACCUUUGACAACUGGACCCCAGACCUGAAUUACGUCGUGUACAACGGGAAUGAGGCUGCCCGCUCAGUGCUUCGGGAGCAUGAGUUGAUGAUCGACGGCAAUCCAAAACGUGCCAAAUUCCAUGUGUUGCUGACUACAUAUGAAUAUGUUCUUCUUGACUCGGCCUUUUUGAGCCAGUUCAAGUGGCAGUUCAUGGCGGUCGACGAGGCUCACAGACUGAAAAAUCGUGAUUCGCAGCUCUAUACCAAGCUCCUCGAGUUCAAGUCCCCUGCUAGACUCUUGAUCACCGGCACCCCCAUCCAGAACAAUCUCGCGGAACUCUCUGCCCUUCUCGAUUUCCUGAAUCCCGGAAUGAUCGAUAUCGAUGCUGACAUGGAUCUCAACGCGGAAGCGGCUUCUGAAAAACUUGCCGAAUUGACGAAGGCCAUUCAACCUUACAUGCUUCGACGAACUAAAUCCAAAGUUGAAUCCGAUUUGCCACCCAAGACUGAAAAGAUCAUCCGCGUUGAAUUAUCCGAUGUUCAACUCGAGUACUACAAGAACAUUCUGACUAAGAACUAUGCGGCCUUGAACGAGGGUACCAAGGGCCAGAAGCAAUCACUGUUAAACAUCAUGAUGGAGCUGAAGAAGGCCAGUAAUCACCCUUUCAUGUUCCCCAAUGCGGAGUCCAGAAUCCUCGAAGGAAGCACUCGCAGAGAAGAUGUCUUGCGGGCCAUGAUUACCAGCAGUGGUAAAAUGAUGCUGUUGGAUCAGCUUCUAGCAAAGUUAAAAAGAGAUGGCCACCGUGUGUUGAUUUUCAGCCAAAUGGUGAGGAUGCUGGAUAUCCUCGGAGACUACAUGGAAUUCCGCGGGUAUUCCUACCAACGCCUUGAUGGCACCAUUCCGGCAGCAUCCCGGCGCCUCGCGAUCGAGCAUUUCAAUGCUCCCGGUAGCAGCGACUUCGCCUUUAUCCUGUCUACCCGAGCAGGUGGUCUUGGUAUCAAUUUGAUGACCGCAGAUACUGUGGUUCUUUUUGACUCUGAUUGGAACCCUCAAGCAGAUUUGCAGGCCAUGGCUCGAGCCCACCGUAUUGGUCAAACAAAACCUGUCAGUGUGUAUCGUCUUGUCUCAAAAGACACGGUUGAGGAAGAAGUUAUCGAGAGAGCACGUAACAAAUUACUUCUUGAAUUCAUCACCAUUCAACGUGGCGUUACGGACAAGGAAGCAAGCGAGAUUCAAAACAAAAUGGCCCGGGGCGGCAUCACCCUCGGGGAGCCUAAUUCGACGGAAGAUAUCUCUCGAAUUCUCAAACGUCGUGGCCAAAAGAUGUUCGAACAAACUGAUAACCAGAAAAAGCUGGAGCAGCUUGAUAUUGACUCGGUCUUGGAGAAUGCCGAACUCCACCAGACAGAACAGGUUGAGGGCAUCCAAGCGGACGGCGGCGAAGAAUUUCUCAAAGCCUUCGACUUCGUCGAUAUCAAGGUCGAUGAUUUGACCUGGGAUGACAUCAUUCCCAAAGAACAACUCGAUGAACUUAAAGCAGAAGAGAAACGGAAAGCCGACGAACGCUACCUGGCGGAGGUUAUCGAGCAGAAUCGUCCACGCAAACGUCAUGUUCCUAGUGACGAGCGUGAUUCGAGAGAGGAACGCAAGGCGAAAAGGCUAGCGAGAGCACAGGUAGCCAUGGAAAACGAUGAAGAGUCCGAAUCUGGCUCGACUUUGGAUCCUAAACGACCACUUGUGGAGAAGGAAUACCGACAUCUUCUCCGCUCCUACUUGAGAUAUGGUGACAUUGACGACCGGGAAGACGAACUUAUUCGCGAAGCACGCCUAGUCGGUCGCGACAAGGAAACCGUGCGAGCUGCGCUCCGUGAGAUUACCGACAAAGCCUUCUCCCUUGUCCGGGAAGACGCGCAGAAAAUGGAGGCUCUCGAACAGGCGGGCAAAAUGCCGACCAAGAAGGAGAAGAAAGCUGUUCUUUUUGAUCUUCACGGAGUUAAGAGGCUCAACGCUUAUACCAUUGUCGAGCGCCCUCAGGAAAUGCGGAUGCUCAAAGAAGUAACCUCCGCCGCCUCCGAGUACAAGAACUUCAGAGUUCCUGAGGCUACUAAAGCUGCUGACUAUAGCUGUCCUUGGGGUGCUCGCGAAGACGGUAUGCUCUGUGUAGGCAUCGCCCGCCAUGGUUACGGAGCCUGGGCACAAAUCCGAGAUGAUCCAGAUUUAGCUCUGGGUGAUAAACUCUUCUUGGAAGAACAUCGCGUUGAACGGAAGAAUGAGCGACUGAACGGCGAGGACAAGACUACCAAAUCCCCCGGAGCGGUCCACCUGGUUCGCCGAGCUGAUUAUCUUUUGUCGGUUCUGAAAGAUAAAGUUAGCAAUGGGGCCAGCGCGACAGCAAAGAGAGCGGUUGAAAACCAUCACCGAAACAACCGGAAGACCUCGCGAGCCCACACAAGUGCCAGUGUUUCCGCGUCUCCCGCCCCAAGCUCCCGGAAGGGCCAGCGUGAGGUUGAUCGUACCAGACAACGUUCUCAUACCCAUGGUGCCCGGGACAGUGUCGAGCGUCACCAUACUCCGAAUCGUGAUGGCCGCCCCCGGUCCGUGCAUGACGGGGAGAGACCUCGUCAUAGAAUGUCGGAUGCAUCAAAUGACGAUGCCCGCCGACGCAAAUCGGGCGAGAACGGUAAUUCUUCUUCAAAGGAAGACAUGUCUCGUCUAUUUUUCAAACCAAUCCGCGAAGAUCUUCGACGCGUCUCCUCGGUCACAAAGGAGAAUUAUCCGAGCAAAACCGAGCGUGCAUCCGAGCUUCGCCAUCUCCUCCGCAAGAUCGGAGAUUUCAUCCGCCGCACUUUACAAGGCGAGGGAUCUCUUCAUUCCCUCGAAACCCGCCUUUGGCACUACGUUGCGGUCCACUAUUGGCCCAACAAAGACGCCGGUGGUUCGAAACUCCAGGAGAUGUAUGACAAGUUGCUGGCGGCUCAGCGGGCUGCUGCAGCCAAAAAAGCCUCAUCGAACGGGGCCUAG